Messenger RNA from Drepanopeziza brunnea f. sp. 'multigermtubi' MB_m1, 1575 nucleotides. RefSeq lists its product as uncharacterized. Gene Ontology annotation, molecular function: RNA binding; DNA binding. Gene Ontology annotation, cellular component: nucleolus. The record is from RefSeq and is a predicted model, not a curated record. NCBI's taxonomy places the organism in Eukaryota, Fungi, Ascomycota, Leotiomycetes, Helotiales, Drepanopezizaceae. Gene Ontology annotation, biological process: ribosomal small subunit biogenesis; ribosomal large subunit biogenesis.
AUGUCAAUUCCCACACCGCAACUACGAACGCACGUUGAUAUUAUCCGCCAGGACCAAUGGAAGAAAAAAAAGCAAACCAAGGAGCAAGCGGCUGCCGCAAGAAGAGCGAAGCUAGACCCCGACUCCGCCAAAACCGCCAAAGACGUGAUGGAUGAACGUGCGCGAAAGAGAAAAUUGGAGGAGCUGGAAGAGCUUCAUGGUUCCGAUGUGGAAGGAGUGGAGAAGGAGCUACCCAAGGAAGGCUUGAAGCUUGCACAGGACAAGAAGGCCAAGAAGCAAAAGAUUUCGAACGAUACGGAAUCGGCACUUUCUGCAGAGAAAUCCAAGGCCGAACGGAAGGCAGCCAAGGCUGACAAGAGCAAGCUCAAAGCUGAGAAGCAGGCCGAGAAGCGGAAAGAAAAGAAGCUGAAUGUCAAGAAGAAAGAGCUUACAGCGAAUUCUGGUGUGAAGACUGGCAAGGUACCACAGGAACUCAAGGACCCGAAGCCUCAAAAAGACACGGCCACCGCUAAAAUGGUUGAAUCCUUAGUGGAGGAAGAUUCUGAGGUAGAGGUCGAGGUCGAGGACAAAGCUAUGGGUAAAGGCGGAGCUGAAGAGAGCCCGGUGGUGGAGGAGGAAGCAGAGGAACACGAAGAAAUCCCCGGCGACAAAAUGGUAAAUUUCGAUGCCGACGGCCUUGACGAGCAGUCCGGUUCCGCAACAUCUACCUCUUCACCUCUCUCUGCAACCUUCGACAACCCCACAGAACCAAGCGCAAACACAUCUACAUCCUCAGUCAUCCCUCCUGCCACAGCACCCAAACAUAUUAAGCUCCCUACCGAUCCGGAACUCCUGCGCUCGCGGCUCGCAGCACGGAUAGAAGCCCUUCGUGCAGCACGGAAAGCCGACGGUCCCGAUGGACGCCCAGCGCGGAAUCGCCAGGAACUUCUCGAGGCGCGGCGAAAGAAGGAGGAGCAGAGGAAAGCGCACAAGAAGGAGCUGCGCAUGAAGGCCAAGAUCGAGGAGGAUGCAAAGCGAGAAGCUGCUCUGGCGUCUGCUCGAGAUUCUCCCGCGUCAAGCAUGAUGAGCCCCUUGAUCCACUCUCCCGAGCAAAACUUUUCGUUUGGCCGAGUCGCUUUCGCGGACGGACAAGAGCUCUCUGAGGAUCUCACGCAGCUGAAGAACGCGCCUAAGAAGCGGGGACCGCAGGAUGCUGCCAGUGCGCUGAAAGCCGCCGAGAAGAAUCGGGCGCGCAUCGCUGGGCUCGACGACGAGAAGCGCGCUGAUAUCGAGGAGAAGGACCUGUGGUUGAACGCCAAGAAGCGGGCUCACGGCGAGAAGGUCCGCGACGACACGUCCCUGCUGAAGAAGACGCUGAAGCGUAAGGAGAAAUCGAAGAAGAAGAGCGAGAAGGAGUGGACGGAGCGGAAGGAGGGCGUGGCAAAGAGCCAAGCGAUGAGGCAGAAGAAGCGGGAGGAAAAUCUGCAGAAGAGGCGUGAUGGGAAGGGCGCCAAGGGGAAAGGGAAGGGUAAAUCUGUCAAGGGGAAGAAACCAAAAGUCAAAAGCAGACCGGGCUUCGAGGGGGGUUCGAGAUGA